Messenger RNA from Salvia hispanica, 2067 nucleotides. RefSeq names its product RAN GTPase activating protein 1 (gene RANGAP1). Gene Ontology annotation, molecular function: GTPase activator activity; protein binding. Lineage: Eukaryota; Viridiplantae; Streptophyta; Magnoliopsida; Lamiales; Lamiaceae. The record is from RefSeq and is a predicted model, not a curated record.
GCUCUCUUUCUCUCUCUAAAUUCAAAUUUACGCUCCUUGCAGACUAUAAAUUUAUUGCUCUCGCAUUUUCAAUUUCCACUACUUUGUUUGGAUCUCUCGCUCUCUUUGCUCGCCGCAUUUCUCCCUUCUUCUCAAUCGGUUGUUUUAAUAUGGAAUUUCCCACAUUGUCUGUCAAAAUGUGGCCCAUAAGCCAAGGUACAAGACUGAAACUUGUUGAGCGAAUGGCAAAGAAUCUUGUGACUCCCUCCAUUUGGUCUAGAAAGUAUGGUCUUCUGAGUCAAGAAGAAGCUGAAGAGGAUGCCAAGCGAAUAGAGACUGCAGCUUUUGCUACAGCAAACCAACAUUUCACGCAGGAACCGGAUGGAGAUGGAAGUUCAGCAGUGCAGCUGUAUGCCAAGGAAUCCAGUCGCCUCAUGAUUGAUGUUAUUAAACGUGGACCGGUUGCGAAAGCAGAUGCGGAGCUUGGUAUAUUGGCCAAAAUAAAAGAAUGUGAUGGGACUACUUUUGAUAUAUCAGGAGAUCCAAGAAAAGUAAUUGAUGGAGAGGAAGCUGAGAUACUGUUGAAACUCUUGACGGAGCCUGGAAGAAGAUAUACUAAGAUAUGUUUUAGUAACACAAGUUUUGGACGGGAGGCAGCACUAAUUGCUCAACCAAUAUUAUCAUCCAUGAAGGAUCAUUUAAUUGAAGUAGACCUAUCAGAUAUUGUUGCUGGAAGGCCUGAGGAGGAAGCUCUUGAAGUCAUGGAAAUGUUUUCAUCAGCGCUUGAAGGUUCUAAACUUCGCUCUCUUAACUUGUCCUACAAUGCGUUGGGUGAGAAGGGUAUCAGGGCUUUUGGUGCACUUUUAAAGUCCCAGCAUGAUCUGGAGGAGCUUUAUCUGAUUAAUGAUGGCAUCUCAGAGGAGGCUGCAAUGGCAGUUCAUGAGUUACUUCCUUCCACUGAUAAACUAAAGGUCCUUCAUUUUCAUAACAACAUGACUGGAGAUGAAGGGGCUAUAGCUAUAGCUAAGAUAGUGAGUAAAUCCCCCCUUCUGGAGGAUUUUCGAUGUUCAUCUACUAGGGUUGAAUCUGAGGGAGGUAUAGCCCUAUCUACAGCACUUGGUUCAUGUACUCACUUAAAGAAGCUUGAUCUGCGAGACAAUAUGUUUGGUGUUGAUGCUGGGUUGGCUUUAAGCAAGGUGUUAUCUGAAUUUUCAAAUUUAUCCGAAAUUUACCUCAGUUAUCUGAAUUUGGAGGAUGAGGGUUCUAUUGCUAUUUGGGAUGCUCUGAAGGAGUCUGCACCAUCUCUAGAAGUCUUGGAUAUGGCAGGAAAUGAGAUCACUGCUAGAGCUGCUCCAGUUCUUGCUUCCUUUAUAGCUUCCAAACAGUUUCUUACCAAACUAAACUUGGCUGAGAAUGAAUUGAAGGAUGAGGGUGCUAUCUUGAUUGCCAAGGCGCUGGAGGAGGGUCAUGGUCAAUUAUGUGAAGUAGAUAUGAAUACCAAUAUGAUAAGAAGGGCUGGUGCCAGGUGUUUGGCCCUGGCUGUUGUAAGUAAGCCCAGCCUUAAGUUGCUAAACAUCAACGGCAAUUACAUAUCUGAUGAAGGGGUUGAUGAGGUGAAAGAUACAUUCAAGAAUUGCCCCACAGUUUUGGGUCCUUUGGAUGAGAAUGAUCCAGAUGGAGAGGAUUAUGAUAAAGAGGAAGAACAAGAUGGUGAUAUUGAACACGAUCUGGAAUCCAAACUUAAGGGCCUCGAAAUCAAACAUGAAGACUGAGACGCGUGCAGCAGUGAUCAGCUUAGUAUUGCUUCUACAUGUGUCUUAUAGGCUGUUAGUGUUCUUUGUAUGAUUAUUGGUUAACAUAUCAUUUGUGUCGGUUAGAAAACGAAUGUCACCCCUUUCCUGACAAAAACUAUCUCUUUAUGUUUCCUAAAAUUUUGCAUCUAGUCUACAGAUGCUGUUUCUAAUUUUCCUAGAGUCUGGCAAAGUUUGAUCAUUCUAUUGCUUUCUGCAGAAUGGACCGGUGUUUGUUACAACCAAGAUUGUAACCUUGAAUUGCCAAGUUAUAUCAAGUGCUACUAGUUUUGUUUUA